Molecule: messenger RNA, 778 nt
Organism: Malania oleifera
Lineage: Eukaryota; Viridiplantae; Streptophyta; Magnoliopsida; Santalales; Ximeniaceae
Cellular component (GO): nucleus; cytoplasm
Molecular function (GO): protein binding
Source: RefSeq, a predicted model, not a curated record
AUGGACAUGGAGAUCGAUCUUCCGAAACCCGAAACUGGUGAAAACCAAAUCAAGGACCAUGUCUUCAGAGCGGCUAGCUCUGGCGAUGCGUUGACAUUCAGACCUCUCUCCCAGGCGCAGCUCACGAAAGCUUUCUCAUUGAGGAAUGAAGACGGUCGGUCCCUUCUUCACGUCGCCUGCUUUUCCGCUCGCUCGGAGGUUUAUCUUUCUCUCUUGGAGUCAACAGAAAUUGUGGAGACUUUGCUAAGUAGAGGAGCGGAAGUUAAUUUGAAAAAUAAUGGUGGUCGCACUGCUCUUCACUAUGCUGCCAGCAAGGGGCGGUUUAAAACUGCUGAAAGUUUGAUUUCACAUGGUGUAAAGAUUAAUUCGAAGGACAAGGUUGGGUGCACCCCAUUGCAUCGGGCAGCAAGCACAGGGAAUGCAAAAUUGUGUGAACUUCUAAUUGAGGAGGGAGCAGAGGUUGAUGCUGUUGAUAAAGCAUGUCAAACGCCUCUAAUGAAUGCAGUGAUUUGCCUGAAUGAAGAGAUAAAUCAUUUUAUAGGAUUUCUUAAGAGAUGAAUCUUUAAAUUAUACAUUGGAUAUUCAUCCAAUAAAAUUUAUAUACGUUUCUUUAAGACCAUUUUAAGGUGCAACUUGUUCUUUUACUUGUGGUUGGUAUGAUGCUUCUCCAGUACUAGUAGUGCUGCUGUUGCCUGAAUAUAUGGGGGUUUCCUAUUUGGGGUUUAUGAUAUUGAUGUAAAUCAACUGAAAGAAGAUUUGGAAAAUAAUUUAAUUUGGU